GCAUCGCUCCCUUCCUUCAUCCCCUCACCUCGGACCUUCAUUGACAUAACAAACUGGAGUGAGUGCAUGGAUUGGCUUGAGGUGAUUGACCACUAGAUUGCUCGUCCCGCCGCACGCGUGUGUUUGUGUGUGUGUUUGGAUGGUGUGUCCUCAGAUUGCCGUGUUGUUGAACAGUUUCUGAGUGAGUGAUUGGUGCGGGUGGGAAUUGGUUGCGACAGUUGAUAGUACCAAGGAAGAAGAGCUGGAGAGUAGAGGUGAAUGGGAGGCUUGAUGUGGUGGAGAAUUCUGGAGCGAUUGCUUUGGGGUGUUGAAUGAGGUGUGGCGGGAUUGAGAUUGAAUGAGACGAGGUGGUGCGGUGUUUUGGGUGCCUGUGCGUGGGAAGGUGGCGGUGACGCAGUGCAGCUUGGGAAUCGAGGAGCCGAGACUUGGGUCUUUCGUGGUGUCGUGGUUUUGGUGGGUCUUUGUGCACUGGGGUUGUUUCUUCGCUGUGUUUGGCGAAGGCUUGUCUACUGGAGGAAUUCCUUUGGGGUUGCAGAAGGCCUGGUGCAAUACAGUUUUUGCGGCGAGCUUAUCUGGCGUAGGGAAACUGAAAGGAUUGUCAGGUGAUUUGAACAGGCAGUCUUGAAUUUGGUGGUUUUUUUUGCAAGCAACUCUGAGGAUGUGAUUGAGCGCACUUUGCUGAAGAGACGUAAGAUAGUUCCAGGUGGGACAAUUACCAAGCGAGUUAUUUCUAGACACCAAGCGGAGUCGUACCACGCCUACUGGAUGGUCAGAAAAGUUUGUGUAGGGUUUACCUCUCGGAGGGUUGCGCAUUUGAACGAAACGUUAUCGAGAAGUUGCCGAGAUGGGCGUCAAUACUUUGCUGCGCCCCACAUUGCAUACUUCACCGAGGCAACCGAAACUGAGGUUAAAUGUUGCUGCAAGAUUGCGUAGCGGUGCCCAUGUGGGUGUCGUAAUCGGAAGCCAAGGUCUAAAAUGUAACAGUGUCGAAAGUCUUGAGCCGGGAUGGCUGCAUGCGGAUCCAAAGUCUUCUUUCAGGCGAAGCGUUGCUUCUCCAUCGCACAGGUGCUUCUUCCAAGAUCAUGGUGCGGAAGUGAUUCAGACUGUUAGUGACGAAACUGUGUUGAAACCAAUAGGCACAAACGACUAUGAAACAAAACAGGGACCCUUGCCGAUUGAAGAUGGAACAGUUGUGGAAGUUUUGUUACCCACGAUGCAGGUCCAGUCUUUGGAGGAGCAAGAGAAAUUGGCCGCAACCCCAGCACACCCCGAGGGUCUCUACGCCCUCUUUGGCAGCUAUUUUGCCUCCUGCUUUGUGGAGCACACCUGGCGCUUUGCCUGGCCUGCUGUCAUAGCCGUGAUGCACCAUACCCUACUUCCUGUUGCUGUGGUCAGCUUUGUGAGUCAGCUUGUAAUAUUUGCAGCAGGUCCUUGGGUGGGAGCUUUGAUGGAUUCCAUGCCUCGGGUGGAUGCGUUUAAGUGCCUAUGUGUUGUACAGACACUCUCCAUGUUAACUUCAGCAAGUGUCACCAUCUAUGCCCUUAGUGGAGCAGCGCCUAUGGCUUCUACGGCCACUGUAUUAUUUCUUCAACCCUGGUUUUUGGUACUUGUUGCUGCCUCCGCUGUGGAGCGGUUGGCUGGGCUAGCUACUGGCGUAGCCUUUGAAAGAGACUGGGUGGUUUUGCUGGCAGGAGCUAAUCGGCCGAUUGCCCUAGCAAAUGCAAAUGCCAUUCUUCGCAGGGUUGAGCUGGUGUGCGAGAUAUCAGGUCCCUUCAUUUUUGGGAUACUUUUAUCCCAAUUUGACCCAAAAUUGUGCGUGAAGUGGGCGGUGGUAGUAAUGAUCGUCUCUCUUCCUGUUCUUCUGAACCUGGUAGAUAGUACCGAUAGACUUUCCAAGGGGACGUUACAGCGUCCAAAACAUGCAAACCCUGGGGACAAGACUAAGGGCAGCACUGCAGACACACAUCAUGAAGAAGCAGCAGAGGGAGGCUUGCAAGCUGUCAUGAGGGGCUGGAAAGAGUAUCUAGCGCAACCUGUACUACCUGCAAGUUUAGCAUACGUGCUUCUAUAUUUCAAUGCAGUCUUGGCUCCUGGUGGUUUGAUGACAACAUAUCUCACCCAGCAAGGAGUAAAUGCAUCACUGGUUGGUCUGUUUAGAGGAUUGUGCGCUCUAAUGGGAUUUGCUGCCACCUUUCUCUCAGCUACGAUGAUCAGCAAGUUUGGGGUGUUGAAGGCAGGUGCAGCUUCGUUAAUUUUCCAAGCUUUGGUACUUGCAAUGGCGGUCACAGUAUACUUGAGCAACCCUAUCGGGCCGCAGGCCUCAUUGGUUUUGUUUCUCUUUUUAACCGUGAUAUCUCGAUUAGGUUACUGGGCUUAUGAUAUGGUAGAUGCCCAAAUUUUUCAAACUGCGAUUCCAGCUACACAAGCUAAUCUUGUGGGAACAACAGAAGUAUCAUUAGCAAGCUUAGCGGAACUAGUUAUGCUGGGAGUUGCAAUCGUGGCCAAUGACGUAAAAUAUUUUGGAGGUUUAGCAGCUCUAUCGAUGGCCUCAGUAGUGGGUGCUGCCUGGAUUUAUUGGCACUGGUUGGCAAAUCCAACUGAUGAUCAAAGGCGGUUAUUUCCUCAUGACCCACAUUUUGAUGAUUCAAACAAAGCUAGGCAGUUAGCUCUGCAAAAGCUGGUCCCGUCGUCCUUGUAAUAAUUUUUGUCGAGACUUUCAAAUGCGAAGUAGUUAUCCUUCAGAAUAUUCAUUUUCUUCUUGGAUAAAGGUACUGUUAUAUGGUCCCUACUACUGAAAAGCAUUUGAUGUCUAUUUAUUGGUGUAGGACGUGAAUGUAGUUAGUGAUGUGAGGGCAGGCUCAUGCGUAUAUGAGUGAUAUCUGGAGAUACAUCCAUGCUAGGAUAAAGAUCCAUGUGCAUCAAUUUGUAUCUCAUCCGGAGUUGGAUAACCUCACCAGUCAACUACACCCCCUGUAAACUUUGUUGUACAUAAAGCUUCUAUUUUUCCGCAA
This is a messenger RNA of Physcomitrium patens, 3011 nucleotides long. The record is from RefSeq and is a predicted model, not a curated record. Lineage: Eukaryota; Viridiplantae; Streptophyta; Bryopsida; Funariales; Funariaceae.